ACAGUCGUGCGUGUGUGGUGUAGUCACGUGGAGACGGCUCUGUCCAAACAGAAGGUGAGCUGAUGCUAGCUGCGCCGCUCGGUGCUCGACUGAUCCAUGCUGUUUUUGUAGCCGCCCGUCCCUUUUAAACCAGCCUAUUUCAGCGAAGAAUGAGUGAUAACGAUGACAUCGAAGUCGACAGUGACGAAGAAUCACCGAGAUAUCACUCUGUGGCAGACAAACGGGCACACCACAAUGCACUGGAGCGCAAACGUAGGGACCACAUCAAAGACAGCUUUCACAGCCUGCGGGACUCGGUACCCUCCCUGCAGGGAGAAAAGACCUGGAGGUCUUCAGAUCAAGAUCGUCACAAUGACCAAAAACAUCAGUCUACCAAACAGGCGUCUCGAGCUCAAAUCCUAGACAAAGCCACAGAAUACAUCCAGUACAUGAGGCGAAAAAACCACACGCACCAGCAGGACAUCGACGACCUGAAGAGGCAGAACGCCCUGCUGGAGCAGCAAGUCCGUGCUCUGGAGAAAGUGAAAGGCUCCACGCAGCUCCAGAGCAGCUACUCGUCACCUGACAGCAGCCUGUACACCAACCCCAAAGGCAGCGCCGUGUCGGCGUUCGACGGCGGCUCCGACUCCAGCUCCGAGUCGGAGCCCGAAGAGCCGCAAACCAGGAAGAAGCUGCGAGUUGAGGCCAGCUAGAGCCAUUGAGCUGAAAACUCAGAAGACGGGGGCGGCAGGGCACAACAUCCAGCUCCCCUCGUCCUUUAUCCCCCCCCCCCCCCCCCCCAUCUCCUGUUGGGCUCACGCUGGAGACUCGUGUCCCUGGAAAUCUCCCACCGCCGCAGCCGUUCGUCCUUCCAGCAGGGAAGAAGGAGCAAGCAGGGCGGAGGAUAACCGCUUCAGGUUUCCCCAGCUUCCCCCCCCUUAUCCCAGUUUGUCUUAGUUUUUUCUCCUCCUCCGUCAUCGGUGUCCGCCCUGACCUCUUUCUUAGCAACAACAAUCCAAAACUCAAAAAAAAAAAAAAGGCAGCUUGGCAACUCAAGGACUUGAUGCUUUUUGUACCCUCCGGUUAAUCCCUCCCUCUCUCCUCCUCCAGAAAAUCCUCGGAGCGAGAUGGGGGAGCCAGGUGUACUCUUCCAGGCACUGCUUUGUUGUAUUUUGUUUAUUUUUAUGCUUGAUUAAUGGAAAAAAAACGCAAAUUGUUUAAGUUUUUACACACACCUAGAAGAAAUUGCCCUUUUUAAAAAAUGUAAAAACAUUUCUAGCUUACCUUUUUUUUUCUCUCCCCCCACGCAAGAAUGUGAAGAUGCUUUGAGCAGAUGUUUGCGAUCUCCCACCUCAGGCCCACUGAAUCGCAGAUGCGUUCUGCUCGUCACGUUUAACACAGUUAUAUAAAUAAAAAUAAAAAAACAAGCCCUUAAAAAUGGAUGUUUUCAAGGAGAAUAUUCCUAAACUUUGUAUCGUAUUUUGUCCUUUUAGCUUGAAGUAGUGGAUGAAUUUAGGUGGCUGGAUACGUUAGGCAUCUCAUUUAUAUAUCAUACGGAGCAUUAAUUGGAUGUUUUCAAAACUAUUAUGUAAUUUUUUUUUUUUUUUUUGUGGUAACCACACAAGUCUUGGAGAAAAGACCCAAUUUGUGGCACGUGGUGUUGUUAAAGGGUUUGAAUUAAGUAUUGAAUGUCCAAGGUAGCGCCUGACGUUUGCAGUAAACGGCGGCCAGACGAGCCCCGUCGACGUGUUGUGCUUUACACCGUGAAAAAAAUUAAAAUCAAUGUUGUUUAAUCCCCCCCUUCCCUCCCUGAGGAAAAAAAUUAUCUCUAGGAGACGUGUGUAUGUAUGUAUAUUGUUUCCAUUUUAUUUUAUCUUUAGGAGGAUAUAAUUAGUGUGGUAGGUCUUUGUCUGAUUCCAUUCCAUGGAAAUUACAAGUAUGUUGUACAUACUGCCAACAAUUGUCUUGCAAGUUGAGGCCUACCUUUACUAUAAACUUAUAAAAUAAACUAUUUUAUCCUUUAA
Molecule: messenger RNA, 2003 nt
Organism: Fundulus heteroclitus (mummichog)
Lineage: Eukaryota; Metazoa; Chordata; Actinopteri; Cyprinodontiformes; Fundulidae
Gene: max
Product: myc associated factor X
Exons: 6
Coding region: 150-692 (180 amino acids)
Biological process (GO): positive regulation of transcription by RNA polymerase II
Cellular component (GO): RNA polymerase II transcription regulator complex
Molecular function (GO): protein dimerization activity; DNA-binding transcription factor activity
Source: RefSeq, a predicted model, not a curated record